UAUCAAGGUACAAAGAAAUGUCUGAUGACAUUCUACGUCAGGCGGAACUGCGGCAACAACGUCGUCCAAAGUCACGACAAAAUGAAGAAAUUUUACCACUUGAUGUCAGUAAGCACAAGAAUCCAAAUCUUUUGAUUGGAGACAAAUUGCAUGUUGACGGGUCAUGUCUCCCGCCAAUAAGACACUCUGGUAAUUACGAUAAAUCUGCCGGAGGAAAUAUUGCAAGCCUUCAUAACGGCUCUGAAACCCACGACGCAUUGAGCAGCUCAAAGCAGAUAGGGCAAUUUGGCCGACCUAGGACACCCCGUCGUCGUAUUGCAUCACAUUCAGACCGUCUUGAUGUUACAAAUGACGCACCUGUUGUUGAGAAGGACAAACGGUGUAUAAUAUUACCAUUCAUAAAAUGCAAAAUACAGGACAAAAUAGUUAAAGCGCUGAUAAGCACAACGACACAAAGGUCUACAAUAUCGCAUCGAUUGUUGGAUGGUGUGAGGUGUAAAAAUGACUCCGUUGCAAAGUCAGUUGAGAUAUGUGGUCAAGAGGUUCAAGUCAAUUUAUUCAUUAAUGAUUCAGCUUUGCACGAUCUCGUAUUUGGAAUGGAUUUCAUUUAUGACAAUAAUUGUAUUCUGGAUUUUGCUGCUUAUGAAUUAAAGAUGAAGGAGAAUAUGAGGACGCCGUUCUUGUCAGAAAGUGAUAUACCAUUGAAGUUCAGAAACCGACCGGGACUUGCUUCUUCUAUUUGAUUGAUUCAUUUAUUACUCUUGCGACACCAUGAUUAUUUCCUUUAUUCAAACAGAUAAGUUAUCUCGAAGGAAAAGAAAUGAAUCUAUGCAACUAAUGAAUAUAUAAAAGGGAUUUUACAUGAGCUGCCAAAAUUCAUAGUUGACGAGUUUAUGAAAUAAUUUAAAAGUGAGC
Messenger RNA from Ruditapes philippinarum (Manila clam), 915 nucleotides. RefSeq lists its product as uncharacterized. NCBI's taxonomy places the organism in Eukaryota, Metazoa, Mollusca, Bivalvia, Venerida, Veneridae. The coding region runs from base 18 to 743 and encodes 241 amino acids. The transcript is spliced from 6 exons. The record is from RefSeq and is a predicted model, not a curated record.